GGCGGCGGCAGCGGCGGCGGCGGUGGUGGUGGCCGGAAGGAAACAAGCGGGACUCUAGCCUAGCCGUGGCGGUGCUCGUGAGAGACAUCCCCCCUUCCCUCGGCCAUCGCUUCCACCUCCUGCAGCAGCGGCCGCCUCCGCCCGGAGGGCUCGGGUGUCUUUUAUGAAUAAUCAAAAGCAGCAAAAGCCAACGCUAUCAGGCCAGCGUUUUAAAACUAGGAAAAGAGAUGAAAAAGAGAGGUUUGACCCCACUCAGUUUCAGGACUGUAUUAUUCAAGGUUUAAAUGAAACUGGCAGUGAUUUGGAAGCAGUAGCAAAAUUCCUUGAUGCUUCUGGAGCAAAACUUGAUUAUCGCCGCUAUGCAGAGACACUCUUUGACAUUCUGGUGGCUGGUGGAAUGCUGGCCCCAGGUGGUACCCUGGCAGAUGACAUGAUGCACACAGAUGUCUGUGUAUUUGCUGCACAAGAAGACCUAGAAACAAUGCAAGCAUUUGCCUCGGUCUUUAACAAGCUGAUCAGGCGAUACAAAUACCUGGAAAAAGGCUUUGAGGAUGAAGUUAAAAAGUUGCUGCUCUUCUUGAAAGGUUUUUCAGAGUCUGAGCGGAACAAGCUGGCCAUGCUGACGGGUAUUCUUCUGGCCAAUGGGAACCUUAAUGCAUCAAUUCUCAACAGCCUGUAUAAUGAGAAUCUUGUUAAAGAAGGUGUUUCAGCAGCCUUUGCAGUAAAAUUGUUCAAAUCAUGGAUAAAUGAAAAAGAUAUCAAUGCAGUUGCUGCUAGCCUUCGCAAAGUCAAUAUGGAUAAUAGGCUGAUGGAGCUCUUUCCAGCCAACAAGCAAAGCCUUGAACACUUUACAAAAUACUUCACUGAUGCAGGAUUGAAGGAACUUUCUGAAUAUGUUCGGAACCAGCAGUGCAUAGGAGCUCGUAAAGAAUUACAGAAAGAACUUCAAGAGCUGAUGUCACGAGGAGAUACCUUUAAGGAUAUCAUACCAUACGUCAAGGAAGAAAUGAAGAAGAACAACAUAUCAGAGCAGACUGUAAUUGGCAUCAUCUGGUCUAGUGUAAUGAGCACUGUGGAAUGGAACAAAAAAGAGGAGCUCGUCGCAGAACAAGCCAUCAAGCACUUGAAGCAAUACAGCCCUCUUCUUGCUGCCUUUACAACCCAAGGUCAGUCUGAACUGACUCUGUUGCUAAAGAUUCAAGAGUACUGUUACGACAACAUCCAUUUCAUGAAGGCCUUCCCGAAAAUAGUGGUGCUCUUCUACAAAGCUGAGGUACUCAGUGAAGAACCCAUCCUGAAAUGGUAUAAAGAUGCACACCUUGCCAAAGGAAAGAGUGUCUUUCUGGAACAAAUGAAAAAGUUCGUAGAAUGGCUCAAAAAUGCAGAGGAAGAAUCGGAGUCUGAAACUGAAGAAGGUGACUAAAUUGUCAAAAUGUCAACAGUAAAGCAAACAGGAGCUGUAGAUAAAAAGUGUCAUGUUUUGUGUCCUUCUGAUUCUUACAUCCUACCUCCCUUUAUCAAGCAUGAUAUAAGGGCUCUCAUAACAAAUUUGUUUGCAUUUUCUAGGGUCCUUAGAAAACAUUGAAAUUAGGUUUUUAAAACCAUGUGUUAGUAGCUUACAGGAGCUCUAGAUUUGAUCCUAACAUUGCAUUAAUCCUUUCAGUUACAUUCUACCUCCUGUAUUUUCUACUGUAAUAUAAUUUAAGGCCUUCCCACAACUUAAAUUCAUUUUAUCCCUGGGUUUUCUAUAAAGGUUUGCAGUAGACAUGGGAAAUGAAAUUUGUUAUAAAACUCUGUUUGCAGAUUAAACUGUACAAGUAUCCAAAAUCUACAAACCAGAUUUGUUUUUGUUUGAAAGAGAACUAGACUAAGAAUGGAUUCUCCUACACCACUUGUCGUCUUUCCUCUCAGCUUCUUGGUUUUGAUACUCUUGCAUUUUUUAGACUGUGUCUCUUCACGGAUUAAGAGUUUUUUUCCUCCAUGGAGUAACAACAUUCCUUGCUUUAAUAAAAACACAAUGUGAGAUUAAAUCUUGCAAUUGAAUACUAUGCAGAAAUGAUCUGCAGUGACCAGCUAAGAAUGCUAUGGCAAGGAGAAAAAAAAGGUUUUCUGACUUUUCUAGCUAAAAAAUUAAAUUGAUAUACUUCCUAACACAGCCCAUAGUAUGCAAAUUGUACAAUGGUUUAAAUUGAAUCUUUAAAAAAUUCUAAACAGGUUAUUUUGAGGUUGAAAAUGUUUGAUUCAGAGCAUUUUCCUUGCUGCUAAAUUUAGCUAGUUUGUAUUUUAGGCUCAGAUCAACAUUUAGAAUUUCUUUUCUUUAUAUCCCAAUUAACAAACUGAAACUUUGCCCUCCUAGUAACUUUUUUGCUGUGGAACAGCUAUCCUUGUUACAAGUGGAAGUGGCACAAGCUUAAGAGGGAGGGGGGUAUAUAGGUGGGGAGCACUUGCCUAUACAACGUCAACUUCUCUGCUGGCUUCUCCAUUGACUUUGCCUGUGAGAAGCUUUCGAGGAUGCUACAAAUUACAAUUGUGUGACUGCUGCAAUAAUUGUGAGUGCAAGCAAGGUGCCAGAUCACAAUCACCUAACCGUGCAAGUUGCUGUUGUUCAGUGCUGUUGAAGCUGGUUACUGAACAAGUGGUCAUUGAGGAUACCUUCACAGAACGAAGUGGCAGCAAAAAGUUUUGUUUGGCAUUAAAUUACCAAGCUCUAGGCAACCCUUAUCAUGGGAUAUCAGUAAUGUGUGUUAACAAUGGGAAAAUGGUGUGAUCAAAAUUGGUUUCUCUUUAGAUUGAAGUUGUUUUUAACCUUGCCAGGCAAUCAAAACCUACAUAUGCAUUUGUCAUUUUGCCAUUGUUAACCCUCGUGAUAUUCCUUCUAGUAUGUAUAAAUAUAUGAAUGCAUAUUUGGGUAACAGUUUUUCCCUGGAGUUUUAUGGUUGCAUAGAAGAGGUGGGUUUCUACCUGUUCGCACCGUUUUGGGCGCGAACCAAAGUACGCAAAGCAAAUCGGUACCAACACAGGUAGGAACCCACCCCUGUUGCAUAGCCAUGUUUAAUAUGUAGUAUAAAAUCUGAAAGGGAGUUUCUAUAUAUUUGGAGUGGAAGAUGGUUAAUGAAACCUGUUAAGGAAAUAUUGUUUUCCUUAGAAAUUACUAAAUCAGAUCAAUUAAUGUUUUGCAAGAUAAAAAUAUACUUUGUUCCGAAGAUGAAAUUUGAUAUAUUUCCUAAAGCAGAUUCCCACUUUUGAACAUAAAUUUCUUUCAUUUCAUAUAUUUAGUUUUACCAUCCUGCAGCUUUAUUCCAUUUUACUAGCAUAGGAAAUAAUCUUUUGACUUCAUUGCAACUAGUUACCACUUUUAAGAGUCCAGCUAUAUUUAUGACUGUAUACAAAAUAGGGCCACGCACAAAACUGAAGAUGUCAGCCAUUCCAUUGGGCAUUAAAUUCGGAACAGCUGAAAAAUGCUAUUGAUACAGGUUGUUUUUAAAUUAUUUCACUAUGAAGAAAACUGCACUCUUAAUAAAAAUAUUUCUUUCAACUCC
Molecule: messenger RNA, 3539 nt
Organism: Thamnophis elegans (Western terrestrial garter snake)
Lineage: Eukaryota; Metazoa; Chordata; Lepidosauria; Squamata; Natricidae
Gene: BZW1
Product: basic leucine zipper and W2 domains 1
Exons: 12
Coding region: 164-1423 (419 amino acids)
Cellular component (GO): membrane; cytoplasm
Molecular function (GO): protein binding
Source: RefSeq, a predicted model, not a curated record